Messenger RNA from Juglans microcarpa x Juglans regia, 982 nucleotides. RefSeq names its product protein C2-DOMAIN ABA-RELATED 4-like. The transcript is spliced from 4 exons. The coding region runs from base 230 to 769 and encodes 179 amino acids. The record is from RefSeq and is a predicted model, not a curated record. NCBI's taxonomy places the organism in Eukaryota, Viridiplantae, Streptophyta, Magnoliopsida, Fagales, Juglandaceae.
GGAAGAAGCUUCCUUUGAAUAUAAAUAAAAUCUAAGGAAAAAAAUACCAUAAUAAUAACAACAAUAAUUUUAUUGUAGUAAUGCUUUUGUAUGGACAUCACAUCACAUGGAUGAUGGAUUGGAAAGCUGAUAUUAAUUAUCGUGAAGAAUUUUCAGCGGGGGUUGAGAAUUGGAACUGGUCUGGUUGGUUGUAUACAAAAGUGAAGGUAAGGAGGGAGACGCAAAGGAUAUGACAGAUUCUUCAGCCGCCGGAGGCCGGUCUUCGUCCCUAAUGGACAAUUUGCUCGGACUCCUCAGGAUUCGCGUCAAGCGUGGCGUUAAUCUCGCCGUCCGCGACGUCUGUAGCAGUGACCCUUACGUUGUCAUCAAGAUGGCCAAACAGAAACUCAAGACAAGUGUCAUUAAAAAGGAUGUUAAUCCUGAGUGGAAUGAAGAUCUAACUCUGUCAGUUACAGACCCUAAUCUUCCAAUCAAGCUGACUGUUUAUGAUCAUGACACAUUCACCAAAGAUGACAAAAUGGGAGAUGCCGAGUUUGACAUCAAGGAUUAUGUAGAUGCCUUGAGGAUGAAUUUAAAAGACCUUCCAAGUGGCACCAUAAUCAGAAGAGUACAGCCAAGCAGGCAAAACUGCUUGGUUGAAGAGAGCUGCAUAACAUGGAACGAAGGCAAGCUGGUCCAAGAUCUCUGCCUCAGAUUGAGAAAUGUGGAAUGUGGGGAAGUGGAAAUCCAAUUGCAAUGGAUUGAUCUUCCUGGUUCCAAGGGUUUGUAAAGUAUGUGUACGCUCCUUUAUUUGCUUUCUUUCACGUGUUGUGUGUGGGAUGGCUUCAAGCUUUUACAACCCUGCAUCUUGUGAUUUCCCCGUACAUAGGACGUGUGAUGAACUUGGCUUGUAUGCUUUCAUGUUUGGCUAUUUGUAUCCAGUUUGUAGCUCAUUAUGUAGGUUUGAACAAUUUUUGGUGUUAAUGUUACCAAAAUUACUAUA